This is a messenger RNA of Pollicipes pollicipes, 2431 nucleotides long. Its product is annotated as stress-induced-phosphoprotein 1. Gene Ontology annotation, molecular function: Hsp90 protein binding. The transcript is spliced from 14 exons. The record is from RefSeq and is a predicted model, not a curated record. Bases 262 to 1911 code for a protein of 549 amino acids. Lineage: Eukaryota; Metazoa; Arthropoda; Thecostraca; Pollicipedomorpha; Pollicipedidae.
GCUGUGUAGACAUUCGGCACACAUUUCCUCGCGUUAGUUGUGCUGCGUGGUUACAUCGGCUGUGGGGUGCUGGCGUGGGCGCGAAGGGAGCUGGUGUGGUAAUUUGGGAGCACGCCAUCUUCAUCUGUAGUGCUAGAAAAAGUCGAAACAGAGUAGUGGCCUGGAGCUGAAUACAGACACCUGAUAUUUGGAUGCUGAUAUCUGGUGGUUCAACUUCUGCUGCAUAUUUGUGAUACUCAAGAAGAAUACAGUGUGAUUGCCAUGGCUGACAAAGGAAAGGCCGAGGAGCUGAAGAAGCAAGGCAACGCGGCCACGGCGGCGGGCAACCAUCAGGAGGCGGUGCGGCUCUACUCGGAGGCCAUACAGGCCGACCCGACCAACCACGUGCUCUGGAGUAACCGGUCGGCCGCGCACGCCAGCCUGAAGCAGUACGAGGCGGCGUUGUCCGAUGCCGAGAAGGCGAUCGAGCACCAGCCCGACUGGUCGAAGGGCUACUCCAGGAAGGGCCUGGCGCUGACGUACCUGCAGCGGCACGCCGAGGCGAUCCAGGCGUACGAGGAGGGACUGCGGCGCGAGCCCGGUAACAGCUUGCUCCAGCAGGGCCUGCAGGACGCCCGGGCCGCGCAGCAGGCCAGCCAGUCGGCAGGACCCGGAGGGGCGUUCCCGAACCCGUUUGCAGACCCCAUGCUGAUGAUCAAGCUGGCCACCAACCCGAAGACAAAGCACCUGGUGGAGGACGCCGAGUUCAUGGCCAAGCUGAAGAUGCUGCAGGCCAACCCGACGAUGUUGUCCAGCUGUCUGCAGGAUCAGCGCAUCAUGCUGGCCCUCGGCGCGCUCAUGGGCGUGGACCUGCAGGCGGGCCCCGGCGCUGAUGACGAGAUGCGUGACGAGUCGCCGCCGCGACCGGCGCCCGACAAGCAGGAGAGCGCGGCGGCGGAAACAUCGUCCGAGCAGCGCCAGGCCAAGGAGCAGAAAGAGCUGGGCAAUGCUGCAUAUAAGAAGAAGGACUUCAACACGGCAAUACAGCACUACGAGAAGGCGCUGGAGCUGGACCCCACCGGCAUGACCUACCUGCUCAACCUAGCAGCCGUCCACCUGGAGGAUGGCCAGUACCAAAAGUGCAUCGACACGUCGCUCAAGGCCGUGGAGCUGGGCCGUGAGAACCGUGCCGACUACAAGCUUAUCGCCAAGGCGUUCUCCCGCUGUGCGCUGGCGUACAGCAAAAUGCAGGACUACCAGCAGGCGAAGAACUUCUACGAGAAGUCGCUGUCGGAGCACCGCACGGCCGACGUGAAGACCCGCUUGUCGGAGGUGGAGCGGAAGCUGCGCGAGCAGAAGGAGGCGGCCUACCGCGAUCCGGCCAAGGCCGAGGAGGAGCGCGAGCGGGGCAACGAACUCUUCAAAAAAGGGAACUACCCGGAGGCCAUCAAGGCGUAUACGGAGGCGAUCAAGCGGAACCCGGACAAUGCCAAGACGUACAGCAACCGAGCGGCGUGCUACACAAAGUUGGCCUCCUUCGACCUGGGCCUGAAGGAUUGUGACGCAUGCAUCAAGCUGGACCCCACCUUCAUCAAGGGACACAUCCGGAAAGGCACGCUGCUGAAGGGAAUGCAUCAGUUUGACAGGGCUAUGGAGGCCUUCCAGAAAGCUAUCGAACUAGACGAAAACAACCAGGAGGCCAUCAACGGCUACAGGGAGUGCAUGGUGUCGAUGGACAACGACCCGGACCAAGUGAAGAAGCGGGCGCUCUCCGAUCCCGAGGUCCAGAACAUCCUGAGCGAUGCCAGCAUGCGGCUGAUCCUGGAGCAGAUGCAGGACAACCCCAACGCCGCCAGAGAACACAUGAAGAACCCGGACAUCGCGGCCAAGAUCCAGAAGCUGGUGCAGUGCGGUCUGAUUGCCUUCCGCUGAGUGGUGCUGGGCGCCGGAUCGGAUCGGAGCGUGCGUGCCGCGGCCUCCGCCAGCCGGCGGGUGGCACCAGCCCGGGCCCCGGCUGGUGCCGUGACACUAGCGGACGGACUCGGGGACCGGACCGCGUGCCGGUCGCGCCGCCGCGCGCCGCCGCGCCCCCGCGGGCCGUGUCGACCGCAGUGGUCGCCGCAGGUCGGGGGGCCGCCGGCUGCUCGUUUGCCCGUUGAUUUGGCCUGUCCAAGUAACACGAUACAUUCGCGCCAGACCUGCGUUGGCCAGGCGGGCAUAGCCAGGUGAGGCGGGCUGGCGCUCGUUAAGCGUAAUAUACCGACAUUGCCGGACUCGCGUCUGUGGGCGACCGGCCCAACUCCGGCUACUUUGUCGGCACUGUUCAGCCAGCCUAGUGUACCAGCCCACGAGAACGCGGAGGCGCCGGCUACAGAGCGCCGACUCGUGGCUUUUGUCAGUGUCACGUGCACGGUGGAACAGUGUCAAAUUACACAGUGAGGUUCGUGCCUGG